AUGAGGAGUGCCUUCGAUGAGCGUUUACGGGAUCAUGACUAUGAUGGGACAAGAUCCGGCCUUCUGACUAGGCCUAUAGAUGAGAAAUACAAACCGAUCAUAUCUCAGAUGAUCGAUGACCACGAGGAUCUGUUUGAGCAAGAAAACAAAUUCCGCUUAUUAGAAAGCGCGCAGGCUAAGAUGAGAUUCGAUUGGCCGAAGGCCGAACGCUCAAUGAUAUUGAUGACAAACACCAUUGCUUCCAGACAGCUUCGCACAGCUCUGAAACGCAAGGUAUUGAUCUUGGUGCAGCGCAAUAACAAUCUCAGAGAAGAGCUUUGGCAUGCAGAUCGAGCUCGUGUUUGGGCCGGGGCGUGGUCACUGGCACGUCAGAUCCUGAUGAAAAGAGACAAGGUGCAAGCCCAGACCGAAUUAUAUCUUGCCGCUCUCGCCAGGAACGAUGUCAAGGGUGCUAGAUCUGAGAUCAAUAAGCUGAGAAUCUUGCAACCCUCCGGAGUUCAUCGCUUCAAGUCCCUAGAACUUCGCGCGGAUCUGUUAGAGGCCAAGCACAACAAUCACCAAGAAGAGAUUGCCUCUUUGUCUGCACUUCUUGAUGCAGACUGCGAGACGUUGAACCGAUUCUUCCUCGAGUCGUCGGAAGGUGCUGUCUCUGGAGAGUCCACCGCGCCCGCAAGCUCUUUGUCCCUCCAAACCGAAGAAGAGUCAGAUCGUCUUAUCGCAGAAAGUCAGAACGCAGCAUCUUCUGGUGAUUGGUAUCAGGCCAAGUCUCUACUGGCCUCAAUUUCGAACAAGAGAAUAUCCGGCCCAUGUCGGAGGAAGCUGGACUUGCAGCGAGAAGAGAGCAUCCGUGAUGACGAAGCCUUGGAACGAGAGGCUAAACAGGCGGAGUUGGAAGGCGACUGGGACAGGGCGAAAUCUCUCCUGUCUAGCAUCAAGAGUGACUUUGGCAAGUUUCUUCUCCUCGCGCUGGAAUACACCAAAUCGCGGUUAAGCAAUGAUGAAGAAGAGGAAUACUUGGACUUGAUCAGGCAGCUUCAACAAUCGUUUGCCGACCCAUGGCUUGGCGCGGUGGAAAAGGCUCACUUGUUUCAUCGUGCGACACGUCUCGGACCACCCGGUAGAGCCAAAGCAGAACGUGGUCGGGGUAUUCUAUGGGAAAAGCCAGAUGGGUUCCGUGAGAUAUUCGUGAUAAUAGCCGAGAAUAUGCGCUAUAUUGAGGGGAAAAGGUGGUAUGGCUUGCCACUCAAAGCCCCAUCUCCACGUGGUGAUCGUCAACGCAAGAACUUUGAAGAGCAGCGCGACUUCAGACAAGGGUGCUUCAGACUUGCACAGGCAGAGCUGCAAGAAAGUUUUAAGAAAGCCGAGGCUAUCCUGGAUCAGAUCCCGACCUAUACCGGAGACAAAUCUGGCGUCGCCCGGGAGCUCAUGCAUGAUUUGAAGAUCCAGGCAGCCAAAGUCUUCGAGCAAGUCUCGCAUGAAGCAUGA
Messenger RNA from Penicillium brevicompactum, 1485 nucleotides. RefSeq lists its product as uncharacterized. The transcript has a single exon. The coding region runs from base 1 to 1485 and encodes 494 amino acids. Lineage: Eukaryota; Fungi; Ascomycota; Eurotiomycetes; Eurotiales; Aspergillaceae. The record is from RefSeq and is a predicted model, not a curated record.